GUGGUGUUGAAGGCGGCGGUGGUGGUGGAACUGCAAAGACUCUGGGGCAAACAUCUGCCGGCGCACUGCCCCCAAAGUCUCCAUCACAAUUCCUAGUCGUGAGCAGCGCCCAGCGGUUGCCCAGCUUGUUGACACAGAUAGCUUACAUCUCGGCCUACCUGCCGGAGAUUCCCUACUACGUUCCUGCCGUGAUAGGAUACUGUCGGUGUAUCCUCAGGUGGCAGGUUGGUACAGGAGGGUAUCCUCUGGUGGCAAGGUGGUACAGGAGGGUACCCUCCGGUGGCAAGGUGGUACAGGAGGGUAUCCUCCGAUGGCAGGGUGGUACAGGAGGGUACCCUCCGGUGGCAAGGUGGUACAGGAGGGUACCCUCCGGUGGCAAGGUGGUACAGGAGGGUACCCUCCGGUGGCAGGGUGGUACUGGAGGGUACCCUCCGGUGGCAAGGUGGUACAGGAGGGUACCCUCCAGUGGCAAGGUGGUACAGGAGGGUACCCUCCAGUGGCAAGGUGGUACUGGAGGGUACCCUCCGGUGGCAGGGUGGUACAGGAGGGUACCCUCCGGUGGCAAGGUGGUACAGGAGGGUACCCUCCGAUGGCAGGGUGGUACAGGAGGGUACCCUCCGGCGGCAAGGUGGUACAGGAGGGUACCCUCCGGUGGCAAGGUGGUACAGGAGGGUACUCUCCGGUGGCAGGGUGGUACAGGAGGGUACCUUCCGGAGGCAAGGUGGUACAUGUACAGGAGGAUACUCUCCGGUGGUGUUGAAGGCGGUGGUGGUGGUGGAACUGCAAAGACUCUGGGGCAAACAUCUGCCGGCGCACUGCCCCCAAAGUCUCCAUCACAAUUCCUAGUCGUGAGCAGCGCCCAGCGGUUGCCCAGCUUGUUGACACAGGAGGUGUGCAACCUUUCCAAGCAAGCAGCCAAUGUGUUUGGAAAGAAAAGGAAAGGUGUACAGACGGAGGAAGAGGUGUGCAACCUUUCCAAGCAAGCAGCCAAUGUGUUUGGAAAGAAAAGGAAAGGUGUACAGACGGAGGAAGUGAGGUUAGUUGGUUAG
Messenger RNA from Volvox carteri f. nagariensis, 1049 nucleotides. RefSeq lists its product as uncharacterized. Lineage: Eukaryota; Viridiplantae; Chlorophyta; Chlorophyceae; Chlamydomonadales; Volvocaceae. The annotation marks the transcript as partial. The transcript has 5 exons. The record is from RefSeq and is a predicted model, not a curated record.